AUGUCCAGCCAGGAGAGUUCUGGGGCACUGCUUUCUACAACAACAGUCAGUUCUGUCGCUGUGCAGGCUGGGGACUCCAGGAUUGUCAUAGCUAUCUUGAAGUGUGGCAAAUGGGUACAACUCCAGCUGGCUGAAUCCUGUCCCAAUCUUCUGGAAAUUGGCAGCAGCCAAGAUGAGACCAAGAAGCUGCUUGAGGAUCAUGAACUCCUCCUGGCCAAACUCAAGGCUUUGGAAGAUCGGGUGUGGGACCUAUUACAAGAGGCAGACAAGGCGGCAGAAGAAAACAAGGACCAGAGUCAAGUCUAUGAGGCCAUGGCUGAGACUCUAGGUGAUGCCUGGGCAGCCCUGGUCACUAUCCUGGAGAGGAGAAGAGAGCUCCUGAAACUGACUUCAGAAUUUUUUGAAAAUGCCCUAGAGUUUGCUAUGAAAAUAGACCAAGCUGAAGACUUUCUGCAGAACACUCAAGAGUUUGAGAAUGCUGAAUCCUUAAAAUUGCUUCUUCAACUCCAUGAACACCAUUCUAAAGAACUCUUAGGACGAUCCCUAACCCUCCUAAACAAAAGUCAACAACUGACUGAAUUCAUAGAAAAAUUCAAAUGUGAUGGACCUAAUGUGAACUCUGAGCUGAUUCAGGGAGCUCAUAGCAGCUGCUUAAAGAUUGACAGCCUUCUUGAAUUGCUACAAGACAGAAGAAGGCAGUUGGACAAGUAUCUGAAACAGCAACGCCAAGAGCUGGAGCAGGUGCUGCAGAUUUGUCAGUGGGACCAAGAGGAAAACCAGGUAACCUCUUGGUUUCAGAAAACCAUAAAAGAUUUACAGAAGCAGCACCUAGGUUCAUCACUGUCAGAAAAUGAAGAAUUAAUUCACAAGCAUAAGGAACUAGCAUUAAAAGCAAAGGAAUGGAAUUCUGCUGUUGACAAACUGAAGAGUGAAGCCCUCAGGAUCCUGCUGACAGAAGACUACAUGGAGAAAGAACACCUCCAGCUUUCAAACCAGAAGCUGAAUCAGCUUCAAGAACAGUUUGCUCAACUCAUGGAGGAAAGGAAUACAUUCUUACAAGAGGCGAAUGAUUUUUUUAACAGUGUUAACAAGGCAUUUGAUAUACUUGGAAGAGUUGAGGCUUGCCUUAAGCUCCUUAAAUCAGAGGGUUUAAGCCUGCCUGUCUUGGCAGCGAGGCAUGAGGAAUUACAUAGAGAAAUUAAAGACUGCACGGAAGAUGCUUUGCAAAAGGGACAAGCCUUAAUCAGCCAAGGAGAUUCCUGCAGCUCUCGGAUGGCUGGCAUUCAUGAAAUGAUGGGAUGCAUUCAGAGAAGAGUGGAUCAACUAGCCCAGCAGUGUUCUGCUCAUAAGGAACUUGCUCUUAGGAAACAGCAAUUAACUGCCUCAAUGGAGGGAUACCUAAGGAAGGCAACAUUGUCAGUUCAGAAAAUCAGUCCAAUACUUUCAAGUAGUAUGGAUCUUGGCUCUUGUCUUUCUGAUUCAGAACAAAUUUUGAGCAAAUAUCUGGAACUGGAUAGUCAAGCUAAGGAGACAUCACAUGAAUUAGAAGCAGCUGUAAAAAUCAUGAAAGAGGAGGACACAGUUGAGGCUUGUGAGGAAGUAUCCCUGUUCACAAAAGCUGCAUUAAUAAAGGAUGAACUGGCUGUGCUUAUCAGAAACAUCACCUCCAAGGUGCAAGUCCUCCAAACCUAUGUGGCAUUUCUGAAGUCAUCAGAGAAGGUAGAGGAACUAAGUAGGAGCUUAAAAAAGUUUUUCAAAACUGAGGUGACUCAACAGGAAAAAGGAGAAGCUCAAUUCCUGUCUUGUGUGGAGUCUCCCGAUACCCAGUGGCAAUUGUUUUUAAAGGAGAGUUUUGCAGCUCAGGACCUGGGGCUGGAGUUUCUUAAUUUAAUAAAUAUGGCAAAUGAGGACAUCAUAUUAAAGGCAAAAAAUGUUAUUCAUGUUACUGAGAACAUGAUAGAAAAUCAAAAUGCAGAAAGGGAGGAACUCAAGAAUCUCUGGACUGAAUGGCAGCUUCAUAUGAAUCAAGAUAAGUCAGUUAAACAGCAGUGGGGAGCCUUUAAAGAACAGCUGAAAAAGACAACUCAGAACUUAAAACUUCUUCAGGAAGCGCUUAUGCCUGUGUCCGCACUUAACCUUGGAGGCAGCCUUCACAGUCUCUUACAUCUACAAAAAAAAUGGAACCAAAUGAAACCUCAGUUUCAGCAACUGGAUGCUGAGAUCUGGUACCUUCUAAAAAUAUUUGAAGUGUUAAACCUCAAAGGAGCACCUAUAAAGGAGAAGACUCAGCAGUUAAAGGACCUCACUCAACUUCAUCAGAAGCAGAAAGAGAGACUCAAAGAUUAUGAGAACAUACUCUCUAAAGCAGUCAGAUUCCAUGGUGUCAAGGAAGAACUGGAAAGUCUCACCAAAUCAGGAGAACUGGAGUUUCUUGAGUCGAUUCUUGAAUGGGAUGACACUUUCGAUGUUAAAGUUCACCUUCGUCGUUCUCAAGAAAAGCAGGCACAUAUAGAACAUCUUUAUAAACUUGUGCUUUCCUCAGGAAUGGACAUCAUUUCAGCAGUGCAGCAACCUACCUGCUUUAAUGUUUCUGCGAAGACUCUCCAGCAGCAGCUCGAAAUACUUCAAGGUGACAGUAUGGUCUGGCAAGCUAAAGCUGAUAAGUAUGAGGAGGAGUUGACCCGCAUCUCACAGUACUGCACGACUAGAGAAGAGAUAAACGAGCAUAGAGAAUCAUUUAAAGAUAUUAAAAAGAAAUUUAACAAUUUGAAAUUUAACUAUUCCAAGAAAACAGAAAAGGCUCGCAAUUUGAAAGCUCUCAAAAACCAAAUUCAACAGGUGGAUGCUUAUGCUGAAAAAAUUCAGAUCCUAAAGAAAAAAAUGGAAAAUGUUGAGAUUAAAAUGUCUGAUUCUUUAUUAAAUUAUCCAACCAACAAAGUAACAAUCCUCUUGGAAUCAAUAAGAGACUUGAAGAAACAAGUAGAUGAAUUUGGUAGAGUUGUUGAAGAUUACAAGAAGAAUUUGGAUCUGAUUGAGCAUCUUCAAGAGACAAUGGAAGAGUGUCAAUUUUGGUGUGAAGAAGCAAGUGCUACAGUUGUUAGAGUUGGGAAGUACUCCACCGAGUGCAAGACAAAGGAGGCCAUAGAAAUUCUUCAUAAGCAAUUCAAUAAGUUUAUUGUGCCUACCGUGCCCCAGCAAGAAGAGAGGAUUCAGGAGAUCACUGCUCUUGCUAAACGCUUAUAUGGUGAGAUCUCUUUUAAGUCCUCUGGUGAUGAGAGCAUCUAUGGCCAACAGGAUUAUUCUGAGGAACAAGAACCAGAGGCAGCUAUUUCAAUUCACAGAAAAGCAGAGGAGGACCAGUUUCCCCAGGAGGCAUCAUGUUCAGCCAAAGAGGAUUCCCUACAGCCUCUGCUCCUCUCUGAAGAAGGGCCCUCAGGAGAUGAAUCUGAUUGUGCCUCCCCAGAUGAUAUCUCCUUACCUCCACUUCCAGGAAGCCCUGAAUCAAACCUCUUGCAAUCUGAAAUGGAAUUUGAGGAGCUGCCCAUCCAGGAUGCUCAGAACUUGCACAUCAGCUCCUACAACCUACAAAUGAAGAUCAAUGCUAGGGAUCCAAAAGAGACCCACAAAGCAGGUCCAUCAGCACCUGUCACUUUUAUUUCUAAUUGCUGGGGAGAAGCAGCUUCAAGCCCAGAUGAGAGGCCUUUAUCUCUUGCCCCAGGACACUGCCCCAAAUUCAAAGCUGAUGCCCCUUUAACUGCCCUGGAAUUCCUGGAAACGGAACCUACCUUCAGAAAAAUCAGUGCUAGACCUCCAGAGAGCAUGACAAGUAAAGUGCAUGAAAUGUGUUUGCAACAGUGCCAUCAAGUUCACAAAAGCACGCUCGAAACCCAGGAGCAAUUGCAUGAUAAUAAUAACUUUACUAAAACCCAGGAUAGACUGCAUGCUAACCCUGACGCAUUCCCAGGUCUCCUGUUUCAGUCAGACACCAUCAGAAGCUCCCAGGUCACCCGAGAAGAGAUUAAAAGUACAUCAGAAAAGAACAGCCGGGUCAGCCUAGCUGGUCAGGCGCCUAACUUCUCCAGGCUCCUGUCUAAUGUCACAGUCAUGGAAGGUUCUCCAGUGACUUUGGAAGUUGAAGUAACAGGAUUUCCAGAGCCUACUUUGACCUGGUACAAGAAGGGCCAGAAAUUGACAGCAGAUGGGCACUUAAAGGUUUUACACAAGGAGACAAAGCACACUGUGUUCAUUCAGAAGGUGUGUGAGACAGAUGCAGGCCUCUAUGUUGCUCGGGCCCAAAACACUAGUGGCACUCUCUCUUCCAGUGCCAUUCUCUACGUGACAGGUAACAUCGGGCCACCAAUCACGAGAAUAGACUGGAUAACGCUGUGUGUCAUCUAUAUUAGUGUUUCACUAAUGUAUUGGCUACUCACAUAG
Gracilinanus agilis (Agile Gracile Mouse Opossum) is the source of this 4434-nucleotide messenger RNA. RefSeq names its product coiled-coil domain containing 141 (gene CCDC141). The coding region runs from base 1 to 4434 and encodes 1477 amino acids. Gene Ontology annotation, molecular function: protein binding. The record is from RefSeq and is a predicted model, not a curated record. NCBI's taxonomy places the organism in Eukaryota, Metazoa, Chordata, Mammalia, Didelphimorphia, Didelphidae. The transcript has 23 exons.